UGGGAUGGGUCCUGUGGGAGGGGCUUAUAAGUGACACACGCAUCGCUUUUUGCUAAGGAAGAGGAAGGUGUUGUUUCAGAGACGCUGUAGAAAAUUGGGUAAAAUCGCAGUCAACUCGUCAGAUCGAGGAAGGUUCCGGGUACUGGAAAGGGUCCUGAAAGUGAGGCGUGAUGAGGUUUUCGUAGGAGGACACCCACUCCAUCUGACCCCUGAGGAAGACUGAGCAGCAGGAAAACAUGAGGCUUGAGUGAGGUAUGAGAGAGCUCCAGUAAUGUGCCAUGGGGUACGACGUCACCAGGUUCCAGGGGGAAGUAGAUGAGGAUCUGCUUUGUCCCAUUUGCAGCGGAGUGCUGGAGGAGCCAGUGCAGGCCCCGCACUGUGAGCAUGCCUUCUGUAACGCCUGCAUCACUCAGUGGUUUGCGCAGCAGCAGAUCUGCCCAGUGGACCGCACCGUGGUGACACUAGCACACCUGCGGCCGGUGCCACGGAUCAUGCGCAAUAUGCUGUCCAAGCUACAAAUCUCAUGCGAUAACGCCGGCUUCGGCUGCACGGCCACUCUACGCCUCGACCAGCUUCAAUCUCACCUCAAAGACUGCGAGCACAACCCCAAACGACCUGUCGUCUGCGAGGAGGGCUGCGGGUUGGAGAUGCCCAAAGACGAGGUCCCGAACCACAACUGCAUCAAGCACCUGCGCAGUGUUGUGCAGCAGCAGCAGACCAAGAUCGCAGAUUUGGAGAAAACCGCAGCUGAGCACAAGCACCAGCUGGCAGAGCAGAAACGAGACAUCCAGCUCCUUAAAGCGUACAUGAGAGCGAUCCGAAGCGCAAACCCCAACCUGCAGAAUCUGGAGGAGAGCAUCGAGUAUAACGAGAUCCUGGAGUGGGUGAACUCACUGCAGCCUGCUCGUGUGACGCGCUGGGGAGGCAUGAUCUCGACGCCCGACGCUGUUUUGCAGGCCGUCAUCAAGCGCUCGCUCAUCGACAGCGGAUGUCCUCUCUCCAUCGUCAACGAGCUCAUCGAGAAUGCCCAUGAGCGCAACUGGCCUCAGGGCCUGGCCACGCUGGAGACGCGCCAAAUGAACCGGCGCUACUACGAGAACUACGUGGCCAAACGCAUUCCGGGCAAACAGGCCGUGGUGGUGAUGGCGUGCGAGAACCAGCACAUGGGCGAGGACAUGAUCCUGGAGCCGGGAUUAGUCAUGAUCUUCGCUCACGGAGUGGAGGAAAUCUUAUAGUCAGGACUGGACGAGUUUGGGAAAAGAGACAACACUCGAGUUUUUAGAUCUUUACCUCAUAAUGUGUACCAACAGGGGAGGAAAUGAUGUAUGAAAUGAAGGAACAGAAUGAACUGCGUUUGUGCUGAGGAUGAAAACUUCCAGCCGUCCUGUUGCCUUAUAAAAAAAUAAAUAAAAUUUAAAAAAAAAAAAAGCAGACCCUGAAAAAACACCUUGAAAUGUAAACCACGAAGAAAUGCUGGAGUUUAAUCAUUAAUCACCACUGACUGAGUGAAUUGAAGUCUCUUUACCACUUUGUUGUUUAACGCUGUUUCACAAAAUGUCCUCUUCCGAUCCUGUAAUAUAAAUGAUCUCAUGCGUUCUUUGUAAAUACGGAAGAUUUAUGGAAGAAAUAUAAACAUAUAUGCUAUCUAUUCUUGGUAUCGUAGAAUAGCUAAGAUGUUUUUUUUUGUUUGUUUGUUUGUUUUUUGUUUUUUUUUUUGAGUCAUGAGGAUUAACGCGCCAGUAUGGAGGCUUGUAAAGAUCAACUCGGAUUGGGAUUAGCUCGUACAUUUUAUAUAUAUGUAUACAUUAUAUACAUUAUAUACAUUAAGCAUCUUAAACGUAUAUAAUGAGGAUAUUUAGUGUGCUUUAUGUCUGUGAUUUCUGUGCUAGCUUCAGCUGCAUCAGCCGAUUCCGAUUAAGGCUGUGAGUCGGCACGGGUCAGAAAAAUAAGCCUGUACAGCACAGACCUCAGAAAGAAGGAACAUAAUAUCUUUGACAUCUGCUAAACUGCUGGCACUUAAGCGAGAGGAAUGAGCAGGAGGAGAAACCGGAGAACUCCGUGUGGGCUGUAAUUGUUCAUUGCCUGUGAACUUGACCACAGCUUCAACUUCAUGGUUGUGGUUUGUGAUUUAUUUAUAGUUAAAUGCGAUUUUAAGAACUACAUCACGUUUCCACUUUUCACAUGCUAAUGUAUUCCUGGUCCUUACAGGCUUUUUGAGGCAUCCAGCUUGCGAGCAUUUCCUGCCACCCAAAGAUUUCUAUCAGAAAAUAACAUUGCAUUACUGAUUAAUUAAGGAAUUGUGUCAUCGAGUUUGAGAACGCGUCAUAAUCUUUUCCUGGUUAAAAAAUUAUAAUCGAGAUGACUGAAAUAAUCGAGGUCUCAGACAGGAAAGAUGAUCUGCACGUUUUUAUUGUCGAAAUAGAUCAAAUUCUGCCGCAUGCCCACGCUUAAUGUGUGCUCAAAUCCAGCCACUCAUUCGUCUUUCUUUGCCUCAAUGCCACUUAAAGUGUUUGCUUUGUUAUAUUUUGCGUAAUAUUUUGAAAAAUAGUGACGAAUUUAUUUUGCAUAUAUUUUUUUUUGUCUUGGUAUUUUUUUUUUUUUUUGCUGUACAUAGUUGAUUUUAAACGAAGAUCUGGUGUUACUCUCGUGCUGCAGACGUCUUUUGUUCACGCCACCAAAGUGUUUUGUGAGUUUUGCUCAUUGUGCUUUCUUUAUGUUCUGCAAAGAAAACAUGAACGCUUUCAUAUCCUGAUGGUGUAUGUCGUCUUGUUCAUUCUUAUUCAGACUGGAAUGUCAGGUGCGUCAUUCACAGAGAGUCAAAACGACCACAUCAGAGAAUGUUAUUUAAAAUGAAUCAUGGGUAAUGUUCAACAUGGCUGCAUAUAGUUGUGUGAAACAUGCACUUCGUUCAUCGCUACAUGUGCAGCACUGUGCAAAAGUCUUAGGAAUAUACAGGAUAAAGAAAGUCUCUGAAGCAAAGAACUUUAAAUUAAUGAAAUAUAUAUCAAAUAAUAUAUAUUUCUGUGUAUCAAAUAAAUAACUACAAAUUACAGACAGUAAAAAAAAAGCUAAAUCAAAUCAAUAUUUAAUGUCGCCACCCUUUGCUUUUAAAAUGGAAUCUUUUUUUUUUUUUUUUUUUUUUUUUUUUAAUAAAGAAAUCAACUGACUUCUUUAUAAAAUAAAAUGAGCAAAUAAGCUAUGCAAAUUUGAUGACCUGUCCCAGUUCUUCUACAUUCUUUGGAUCUCAAUAAUAAUAAUAAUAAACUUUAUUAGUAUACAACAUUAAAAAUGUCAUACAGUAAACUAUAGUACAAAAAAAUGCAAAUAAAAAAAGCAAGGGCAGAAAACAGAGGAAAAAUGUAAUCGAAAUUGUGAAAUUAAAAAUUAAAUUACAAUACUAAUAACUUGCUUCUGUUUCUGCAGAUAAUUCCACACAUCCUCCAACAUGAUUCUGUCUCUGAAAAGUUCUCUGUUGCUUAAUAUCAAUUUUUUUCUGUAAUGUUUAAUUUUUUAAAAUUUGUUAUUUAAAUGUUUGGACAUUUAAAUUUUGCUCUUUGCUCCUACUGACAUACUAGUGCAGAAAAUAUAAAAUAAACAUUUUAUAAUAUUAAAUUUAUUAAAUAAUUAAUGGGUGCCUAAGACUUUCUUUCAGUUCUGUACAUUUGCAUAUAUUUUUUUCCAGUCACCUUUUAAUUUUUUGAAGUGCUUUUUCUAUUUCAGACAAUAGUCAAAUAAAAAUAUCCUUAGACAGCAAAAAAGGCAUUGAAAUGCCUACAUAUUUACAUUCAGCCUAUAAUCUGCAAUUUAUAAAUAUGCAAAUUAGAAGUAUCCCAUGUGGUAAACGGAUUGGCUGUUAUGUUUUGUGACGAGAUAACACUGUCACAUGAUCAAUACUUUUUUUUUUUUUUUUUUGUCAGUGUGGUAUUCAGAAUCCUGUUUCUUCUGAAUUUUCACACUUUCACACACUCUGUAUGCUCAUUACCCAGAAAGGAUUUGAUCAUAAACUUCUACAAAAGUUACAAAAAUGAGACAAUAAUACUGACAUGUUUGUUUCUGAAUCAACUAUACUGUGAAAUCUACAUCUUGACUAAUAAUCAAGAAUAAUCACCAUUUGUAAUCAUAUUAUACAUAUUUCAUACUUAUACAUAUUUCUACCAUAAGGCCUCUCCGUAACCAUGUGUGAAGGUUUGACAUUUGAGUACCAACCUGACCAUUUCCUUCCCUAAAGCAUGGUUGUGGUGUACAUGGUGAAAAGAAGGAGUGAGUGUACAGUUGUGAUGUGAUGUGAUGUGAGACUGAUGCGUAGUGUUACUGCAGGGUCUACUGGCUGAUGUUUAUGUCUCGUCCUGUCAAAGCUAAACUGUUCAGUUUCAGUUUCUUUUUUUGCAGUGCAGUGUCUUUAUGGAUGUGGCGCUGUUUACCUCUGUCGCUCUUUUGUGUUGUGUGUUUUUUUUGACAAUAUUAAUAAACAGAUAUUUAUUUCCGAACAUGA
Messenger RNA from Pangasianodon hypophthalmus (striped catfish), 4492 nucleotides. RefSeq names its product ring finger protein 41 (gene rnf41). The transcript is spliced from 7 exons. Lineage: Eukaryota; Metazoa; Chordata; Actinopteri; Siluriformes; Pangasiidae. Gene Ontology annotation, cellular component: endoplasmic reticulum tubular network. The record is from RefSeq and is a predicted model, not a curated record. Gene Ontology annotation, molecular function: ubiquitin protein ligase activity; zinc ion binding. The coding region runs from base 279 to 1235 and encodes 318 amino acids. Gene Ontology annotation, biological process: protein ubiquitination.